Wallemia mellicola CBS 633.66 is the source of this 1443-nucleotide messenger RNA. RefSeq names its product tryptophan-tRNA ligase Wrs1. Gene Ontology annotation, molecular function: ATP binding; tryptophan-tRNA ligase activity. NCBI's taxonomy places the organism in Eukaryota, Fungi, Basidiomycota, Wallemiomycetes, Wallemiales, Wallemiaceae. The transcript has 9 exons. The coding region runs from base 1 to 1443 and encodes 480 amino acids. The record is from RefSeq and is a predicted model, not a curated record. Gene Ontology annotation, cellular component: cytoplasm. Gene Ontology annotation, biological process: tryptophanyl-tRNA aminoacylation.
AUGGCGGAGACUAAAACUGGUCAAUUGAAUUUACCUAAAUCUGGUCAAGUUGAGGAAGAUACAACGAAAUUACAAGCCGGUAAUAGAUCACCUCAUACUUUAAUGGCUGAUCAAUUCGAAAGUAUGGAAUUUGGUGCACCUGAGGGUCUUGAUAUUUCAGAGCCAGCUAAAUCACCUACGCCUUCAACAACACCUCAGAUCUCUCAAUCUCAAUUGUCCGCUGAAUCAAAAGAUACUGCUCAAGUUAUUACACCAUGGGAUGUACAAGGUGCUGUCGUUGAUGGAAAGAAUGUAGCAGUUGAUUAUGACAAGCUUAUUGUUCAAUUUGGUACAAGAGCUAUCGAUAACACACUUUUAGAAAGAUUUGAGAAGCUCACAAACCGUAAACCACAUUUGUAUCUUAGACGAGGAAUGUUCUUCUCCCAUAGAGAACUCGACCGUAUUCUCGAUCGUUAUGAACAAGGAAAGCCUUUCUACCUUUACACAGGUAGAGGUCCAAGUAGCAACAGUAUGCAUUUGGGACAUAUGAUCCCCUUCAUGUUCACCAAGUGGUUACAAGAAGUAUUUAAUUGCCCACUGGUCAUUCAAUUGACAGAUGAUGAAAAGUUCUUAUUCAAAGGCAAUUUAAAAGUAGAGCAAACACAAGGUUUUGCAAGAGAAAACGCCAAAGAUAUUAUUGCACUUGGUUUCAACCCGGAGAAAACUUUCAUCUUCUCUGACUUCGAUUUCGUCGGCGGUGAAUUUUACCACAACGUUGUUAGAAUUUCAAAGUUGAUUACAUACAAUCAAGCAAAAGCAGCAUUUGGAUUCAAUGAAUCAGAUUCAAUUGGAAAGGUCCAUUUUUGUUCAAUACAAGCUGCACCAUCAUUCAGCAACAGCUUCCCAAACAUUUAUGGAAAAAAACAUGACAUACCUUGCUUGAUUCCUUGCGCUAUUGAUCAAGAUCCUUACUUUAGAUUAACACGUGAUGUAGCACAAAAGCUCAAGUACCCAAAGCCAGCAUUAUUACAUAGCAAAUUCUUUCCAGCUUUACAAGGAUCACAAACUAAAAUGAGUGCAUCUGACACGAGUAGCUCCAUUUAUAUGACUGAUAAACCAAAUGAAAUUAAAAAUAAAGUAAACAAACAUGCUUUCUCGGGUGGUCAAGCUUUAGCAGAAGAUCACAGAAAAUAUGGUGGAAAUCCUGACAUUGAUGUUUCUUAUCAAUAUUUAGGUUUCUUAUUAGACGACGAUGAAGAGUACGAGAGAAUUGGCAAUGACUACCGUGCUGGUAAGAUCCUCUCAGGUGAGAUGAAAAAAAUUUGUAUCGGAGAAUUACAGAAAUUCGUUGCAAACUUCCAAGAAUCUAAGGCGAAAGUUUCAGAUGACAUACUGAAGAUUUUCAUGGAUCCAUCCAAAACUAUAGACGGCUUUGAAGGUUUGACACCACCACAAUCAAAGUAA